AUGAAUUCGACUCCAUUAGAAUCCCUAGAUCUUAAAGGCAGUGCACGGGAUAUCGAGGAUUAUUUUAAACGUUUUGAUAUCUGGUGGUUCACUCGUUUGAAGACCGAUGAGGUAAAGAAAUCCGCUUUCUUUUUGAAUGCUGCCGGUAAAAAUGCUUAUACAUUGAUCAAGAACUUGGCUUAUCCUUGUUCACCUGUUUCUGUACUACAGCAUGUGAACCCUACAAACUUUGAAGCCUCAGAGAGGGCAAAAUGUCAUUCAAUGGUACGCAAUCUGAACCAGGGCAUCAGUGAACUCAUCAUGGAUUUGCUCACACAAGCUGCAAAGUAUGAUUUUGGUUACUUACUGCACAUGCAGUUGAGAGAUCAACUGAGAGCUGUUAAUAACAAUAUUAUUUUGCAAAAUGAACUUCUGAAGCUAUUCACUCCAACGUCUGAACAUAAGCGGACCCAUUGUGAACAAUAUCCUGAUAUUCGCGCCGCUACUUCAUCUAUGCCAUCGACUAUCAAAUCUACAGCCAUGUAA
This is a messenger RNA of Echinostoma caproni, 525 nucleotides long. Lineage: Eukaryota; Metazoa; Platyhelminthes; Trematoda; Plagiorchiida; Echinostomatidae. The record is from the annotation of a GenBank genome assembly.